AGUCAAAUGCGUUGGCUGAUUCCAAGUUGUAAAACGACCUUCUGACAAUGUAGUUUAGGCGUGGCUAAGUCUAGGAUUUUUUGGUUUUCUUGGGCAACGGAGAUUGUGACUUGUCAGAGUAGUCCAUGGGUCUAAUGAAGAUGACACAUGGCGAGAUUUCAAUAAUAAGACUUCAUUGACAAAGAGCUUUAUGGUAAAAUAUUCUGCUAAAAAGCUACUGUUUCCGCAGUUUAUUGCAAAUUAUAGUCACUUCUGUGACAGCAAAAGAACUCAUUUUCGUGUAAAAAUUCUAUGGUAUACAUUCUACUACACUUCUCGAGAUAAUGCGCAGCACAUUUACACAAACGGUCAAACUAAACGAAACAAUCCGUAGGUGGAAUGCAAUGAAAAGAAGAAAACACACACGUGCGAAACCCAAUUACUACAAAAGUAGGUGGCAUUAGAAGCCAUGGAGAUUGAGAUUGAAGGACGGCGUAUGGUGAUCCAGCUGAAUUGGAGCCGUCCGAAACUGCAAGACCAAUUGCUUAAAAGCGCCUUGACAUUGACGAAAGUCGACGCUGAUGCCGGACAAAAUGUCACGCCGACUCAUUCAUUGGCUGUCUGUUUGCUUCAACACGGGCUGAACCGUUACAGCGACUUGCGUAGGCUGGGCGAGGCAUGGCGUAGCACAAAAUCUUGUGGGAUCAACUGCGACGAAGGUGAUUGGAUCCGAUUCUGCCAACAUUUGGAUAAAAAAACCAGGAAGCUGAACUUGAGCUGAAGAAUGAACAAAUAACUAAGAAAGCUUCAGAAGAAGUAACACCUCGAUCAUCAACUGUUAAUUUACAGCGAAUCAUAAAAGGGGUAGUUGAUACCCUCGACCAAUUCCAAUGGUUGGGAUUGUUAAACACGUCAAGUUCGUUCCGGGUCGGUUGCAUUGUCGGAGAAGACUAUGUAAUUGAUAUAAGACCGAAAAUCUACGAAUCAGCCGAGUCUAUUUGCAGGCAUCAGUACGUAUGGUACGAUAGCGAUUCACAAACUUUUCACGGUAUCGCCAAAUGGAUGGACACAUUUCAAGAUCGACAGGCGUACCGUGUCGCUCUGUCUUGUCAAGUGGCUCAAAAUCUCAAAGACUUUUGUUGCUGUUUGCUGAAAAAAGGCAAUCCAGGUGAUGAUGAACUGGAAACGCGAUCCAUGGCCUAUCUGAAAGAGCUGAACCAACAGCUGGACCGUAACAUCGAGGAUCACUUAGCGAUGGUAGAUCGAUGGGAUGAGGCCAGCGAGGAGAGCAGCAAGCUUAAGAUCCUACUACACGAACUUCUCGAUCCGAGUUUCGACGAGCACAGAUUCGAAAUCAACUUGGAACUGAGACAAGAAUUCAUCGAGAGCUUAGAAAAAGCUUACGGUGAGGUGCAGAUUCUUCGACAAGAGGCCUAUGAGAAGGCUCGACUUCAAGCCAUUCAGAAUAGGGAAGAGGAUGAACGCAAGGAACGGCAGUUCAAGUUGGAAAUUGAAACCGCUACUGCUGAAAUCCAACGACUCGAACAGGAAAUUGAAGUGGACGAACGAUCGGCUCAACAGCAGUUCGGAGAUCGGACGGAGCAGAUGAAGAAGGCACGUUACCGCGACCUGUGGCAGACAGCCAGGUACAAAGUGCUGGAGACGAGCAACCGAAAGAAGCCACUGAGAUUCAUCGGUGCCGUCCAGGUACUCAUCAUGCAAAAGCGUGAGCUACUAAAGAGCAAGACCGAACAACUAGAAUGGGAUCGCUUCCGUUUGCUGCUGCACGGACUGCCUCCUCCGUUGGAGAUCGCCAAACACGGUCGCAAUCACAAACUAUUCGCCAUCGAUACCGAUGCCACAGCCGACGCCCUGCUCACUGACGUCCUUGAGGAGUUGAAGCUUUUGGAAUUGUUUCUGAAGCAGGGAGGAAAUCUUCCGCUGUUGAUGUCGUACGCACGACAGAACUCGUCCAAGGUUUUGGCCGAAAUUCGACGCAUCCUCGACAAGAUGGUGACGGAGCCCAUCAACAGCAUGUCAAAUCAAACGUGGAGAUUCAGCGGUUGCGCACUCCUCUUGAGUCACAUUUACAACCAAUGGAUGACAAAGAAUUCGUCAUCGUCCGAACAUCGCUGUGAAGAGAUCACAAUUGAAGCUUCCCGUGUUAUCUAUAUCGACGUGGAUUGGAUGACGCCGGGAUUGAGUUUGGCUCUGUCGUCGCCUCGAAUCGAAGCCGUUGGAACGGGCAUACGUCGCGUGAUUGACUUAUCGGGUGAAGACGCCAAACGGACAAUUCCCGAAAAAAGCCAACGAUGGACGCGAUGCUGGAUUGAGUGGCGACGACGGAGAGCACGGAGCGGCCGGUCAGAGUGCCGGUCAUUUGUCUAUUAACUGUGACACUUACCUCGGCAUGCCGCUCGUCAUCCAUGCCAGAGGCGGUAAUGGUUCCAAUGGACAGAACGGCGGCAACGGAAAACCCGGAAUCAAUGGUCAAAAUGGAAGAAACGGAGAGCUACAACCGAAAGAGAAAGUGAAUCAAGAUUUCGAUUUUAUACCGUUGAGAUAUUACUGGAACUUUCCGAAAAGUGUCUAUCAAUAUUGUUCUGGUAAAAUAUACGACACUUGUCACUUGGUUCUAGGAGAGCCCGGAACACCAGGCAAGUCCGGCGGGAGCGCUGGAAGCGGCGGGUGCGGAGGACAGGGAGGAUUUGCUGGCAAAGUUGAGGUGGAAUGUGGCACGGGUGGUAAUCUAAUCGACAUAGCGCAAAAUGAAAACGGCAAAGAUGGCACGGAUGGCAAACCUGGAACAAGCGCCAAAGGGGGAGAGGGGGACGCAACGGCGAUGACUCGGCACGUGUUUUUGAAACAAAUUCGGAUUCGCUAGACCCCUGGUUCUGGGUGGCUGGCGAAUGGCGUAAGGACAAAGGCAAAUUGAAAAUUGAACGCAUAAUGCGCAAAAGUAAUCAAAGUGAACAAAUUGGUUCGAGGAUCAUCGUUGUCGCUCAAGACAGCGGAAGAGCGACCGACGGAGAGCGAGGUGAAGACGGCCAAGACGCGGAUCAGAGCCACCAGAAAAAAUCAACACCCAAAAGGGCUAUGGUAGAAGCGGGGGCAUCCUGGAGAAGCGACGCUGCUGCCACCGCUUUAGCAUCCUCGCGACUCCAGCAGAAAGAGGCGGCCAUCCAGAAACUUGGCGCCGCCAUUACCAACUCCAGCGAAGCGGCAAGGCGCGCCAGAGCCGCCGCCAAACAACAAGAGGCCAACGAGAAGAAACUGAAACAAAUGAAAGAAGGUGAACAGCGGAUGCGCAAGGCAUUCCAACUGGCCAAGACGCAAUCCACGUCCCAGCUGAUGCGCACUACGCAGAGGACCCACACAAUCGCCACACACCAGGCAGCUGGUGCAGGCGAAAGUUCAAUCAGCCUUAAAGAAAAUGACGAGUUCAUUCCUAACACGGCCCACGUCCUAGCCAAAACACAACCAGCGACCCAGUCUGAGUGGGCCGCCAUGAAUGGUGUGGAUGUCCUCGACGCUCUCGUCGCCAAGUAUUCAAAGAUCUCGAAUGAAUCGUCGAGAACCUUGUCCAUACUGACGCAAUCUAUAGUCCUGCAAAUCUACUUGCCAGAGCCAGCGGACCGCGGACUCGUUUGGUCCUCGAUUGCGAAAAUAACGCGACGCAUAGAUGGUCACCCGGACCAUUUGAUUCAAUCGCUUCGAUGUAUUAGCCAGGACAUUGAUCUGAUCCAAGAGCUUAUAUCGGCUAAAGGAGGCAUUCUCCUCAAACCAAUGAGCGACGUCAUCCUGAAAAAGACAAACGACAUGGCCCGGGACAUCGUAACGACCGCUGAGAAUGCACUCGACGUUUUAGGCGUAUUGUACGCUUUUCGGCAGCUAAGCUGGAGCUACGAAGAGCUCCAAAAAUUACUUGGGCCGCUGGAAGAUAACGAGAUGAGAAAAGGCUUUGGAUCUUUGAUGGGAAAGAGCAACAAAGGAUCAUCGGCCCCUGACCCAGCCAAGAGCAAACUGAUCCAUUUUGUGCGCGACAAAUUGAUCUAUUCCGUUGCCGAAGUGAUGACGACAGCGACAUCGGUCAGAGAUGGGAAUAAAGAGUAUCCUGAUGAAACGAUGAUCCAAUCACAAGUGCUAACGCUUAACGGUUUGUUGCAAUGCUGCUCUCUUCACCUCACAACCCCUGACGGUGUGCCGGUGGCAACGUUUUUCGAUAAGCUGAUGGAAAAACUGAAAAAUAUCUCUGGCAAAGAAGGAAAAACCGGCGAUGACGUCAACGUCGCCCUGACGGACUUUGCCUGCCGUCAAAUUGGAAUCAAGAAAGUACGCGAUUUGAUGCCGAUUUCAAACACCACGUCCUCAGCUUCACCCGCCAAUCAAAUGGCUCUCAAUGUGGAUGAUGAACAGCGCUUGGAAAAGCUUUGCUUCCUUUUGAGUCACAUGAAAGUCGAUGUCGAUGACCUGGACGCUAUCCGUUUAGCUGUGGAAAAAGGCAAACCGUCCACAAAGAACCGUACAAAACCAUCUACUCGCUCGCCGAACAAGCGUUUGUCAAUUUUUACUGGACUCGCGAAUGGGAAAGUUAUUACGAUUUCUUGAAGGAAAUCAAAGAGAACCAAAAUCGUCCAGAUGAAAGCCCGUCUGAAAUGCUGGACAAGGAGGAACUACACGGCCAGUUGAACGAGCUUCAGAAAGUGGUCGAACGAUUGAAGGCGGCCCUAAUGUGGACUCACAGUGGUAAAUCUUACAAAGAUAUGAUGGAGGUGUGCACUAAGCUCAAGAAAAAGCUCGACACAUCCGGAUGGAAGGAAAAAAUAAGCGCAGCUUUUUGGACAACAUUGAAGCGAUCUUCCGACGAGAAGGAAACGCCCUUGGUAAAGUGCAUAAAUUGGGCUCGUGAGCAGGAGAGGAACAUUGUCGGAAUUUUUGAAGACUCGCACAAGGAUUUGCCAGAGACUAAUAGCAAAGAUUUUAUGUCAUUCGUCUUCCGUUUACAGACAAUUCGCCAACCGAGUAAAUCGGACAAGGAAUCGAUGGUUCCACAAUUUCGAAAGGCUUUGCAUUAUCUUGACCACAACAAACGGGUUCCUUUCACUGUUUCCGAAAUGAAACUGUUCCAUGAGGUGUUCAGCAAAACAAGGGAAGGCAUUUUCAAGGAUGAAACGAUCCUUCGUGACCAAGCCAAGUUGAAAAACGAGUACGUUGGACGCUAUGCAGAUCACCAUUUUCUCAGAUGGAUAGACAGUUACGAGGAAAUUGCGCUAAUUCAAGCAGAAAUCAGCAGACAGUGGGAGAGUUGUUCCACAGAUUCCGAUAAGGCGUCCCAACAAGCCAAAGUGGCACGUCGGAAGAACAUCUUGUUGAACCGCUACGCCGCACUCACGACGUUCUUCUUGUCGCCGCAAAAAUGCCACGAAGCAUGGCGUUCUUUGAUGCGAGAAAUGAAAGUGGACGAGUUAGAUCAACAGCUUAGAACAAGAGUAUCCAAUACUUUUGGAAAUUGCAUCCAGCAAAUGAUUGGUGACGUCGAGGCGGCCCUCAAUCAAAUCAAGGAAGGAGAUAAUGUUCAGUCAGACGGUAUUCCUGAAGAUGGAGGAGGUGAAACGCUGUGCACUGAAACCAAGCGAUGCUUAUCCAUUGUUGACACCCUGCUCACGUCAUCGAAUUGCCUUCUUGUUAAAAAAGAGCUCAGCUCCACGAUUUCUACGAUUCUUUCGGAUGUCGAGCUUCUGUUCGAGUACCUCGUCGAAUUCGACGACACGAACGCCGAGCGUAUAACGCCAUACCUAGAAAAAUGGAGGACGUCUUUGGCGACCAUGGAAGAAACUGGAAACUUAUUGAAACUAUCGGCUGACGUCCGACGAGGAGUGGCCAAUGUUUUGGACAUAGCCAACUGGUCGACCACCAGCGACGACCGUCUACUUGAAACGCUCAACCGCCGCACUAAGCAAAAUCGCGAAAACAUGACAAAUGCCCUACAACGUCAAAAAACCUUUAUCGAAUUUUUGACACGAGAACGGUUGAUGGAUGACGUCUUGAGCGUCGUCAAGGCAUCUGUCGGUUGCUUGGGAGAAGGUGAAGAUUUAAAUCCGUCCAGCCUUUGCUGUCACAAGAAUCACAACUUACCACUGUUGAUACAAAAGCAAGUGGACAUUUGGAACGAAUGUGCUCCGGCCGAGUUUCGUUCAAACGGAAAAGAUGCUCUAGCUUUUCUAGAUGCUUUGCUAUCUUCCACGUCUGAGAAGCUGCUGAAAGCGCGAGCCUCCUUGGCCAGCGAACUCCUCGUUCAUCAUAUUGACACUCCUGAGAACGUCGACGUACUGGAGCGAUGGACCAAACGUAUCAACAACUUUGUGGUAACAUUCGGCACUAAUAUGGAUUCGGACGAAGAAAUGGCCAAUCGUGUGAUCGAACUUCAAGCUUCCUUGAUCGCUCAUUUUCACGUGUUCCAGACAAGAAAUCUAAGCCUUUUCGCAGAGACCAAUAAGCUGCAUGCCAAAAUUAACAGUAAAAUAGUGACAGAGCAGCUAACCGUACUGGCUCAAGUGCUGGGUAAAUCCAAAACUGAAUCCAACUGUCUACUCGUCACAAGUCUUUGCCAUUUCGUCAACAUUCUUAGCAAAUGUGCCACAACUAGCCAACGACUAAUCGCGUCGGAUUGCAUCAUUGAAAUUAUCGAACAGCUAUUCCGCGACCCAAAUGUCAAGAAGAAUAAUGUGAAAAUGAAAACGAUCCUCGAUGUAGUGUAUUUUUCUUCUGAGGGAUUUACCUUCACCGAAAAGAGCUACUUGGAGCGUUUCAUUCAAACAGAGUCUUGUUGCAAAGACAAUAAUAUGAUCAUGCGCUUGUUUGACAAAAUCGGGGCCACAAGAAAAGGAAAAGAAGGCAACAUAUCUUCAAGCGUUACCAACAGGUUGAUUGAAGCCAUUGACUUUCAAAGUCUUUUGACCCAGGAAGAACGAAAGUACCUCACCCUUUUGGCCAACGAUGAGGUCGUGGAGACAGUGCUAAAAAAUCUACCACCGACAGCUUACUUGGACUGCUUGAAGGAACGUGCAACUAACCAAAUCUAUCGGAGACUCAUUCUCCAUUUUUACGGAGAAGAAGACGGCGACCUGACCGAUCUGCUGAAGUCGUACAAACCGGCGAAGAAGGCGGGCGAUGGAGAGGAAACGGCAGAACAACAAGAAAACAGCCCAUCUGAUUGCAAAUUUCUGAUAGUUAGCCAAUUCCAGAAAUCCUUCGGUAGGGCGUACUUCUUCGUGAAACGAGACGGCAUUGAAUUUGAAUGGCUUGCGUGGUUGCAAGAGACGGUUCUCAAGUCAUUGCAAUCAAUGCGUCGCGAUUUGCUGACGCUCGCCAAUGUAACGCAACUCAUUUCUGCCUCUGCCGAAUUCAAACUCGAUGAGCUUUUUCAAUCGACCUUAACCGCUCGACCCUAUCAGUGGCUGGAUAAUCUGCUGGCGAACUCCAUCUUGAAAGCCGUCGAUAAACUCGAUCCUGCAAAAACUGGCAAUCAAGCCGAACGGAAGACGCAACGUGGCCAUCUGACGUCGGAUCUACACGAGUGUCUGAGAUCACCGCAGCUGCAAGGCCGAAUCGUUCUGGAAGUCUUCCGCCGCAAAUUGGAACAAGAGACCCGCCUAGUGGCAGCCAUGGAGUCUGUCAAUUUUUCUUACGCUGCCCAACUGGUGAGUGGCCUCAAGACUCUCACCAAAAUCGACGAUGUCGGCAGGUUUCAGGGUACUUCCCUCAAGCACUGGCCUAGGCUGAUACGUCACUGCAAGCUAACGGAAAUCUGGCCGUCUGGUCUGGCCAAUCAGCUUGUAACGAUACUGGAUCAUCGCUUGGGCCAAGACAAGGCGGACUGCUUCCUCCAGCGUUUCAAAACAAAAUAUGGCCAUGUUCAAAAUGAAUCGCUACACCCAGAGAAAAAUGAUUGGCCGGCUAGCCAACUGUGCAAUAGCCAACUCAUCAUCCAGUUGGAAGGCAUAGUCAAAAACUUGUCGAAAUACCCAUGGAUCGUGGAUUCGUUUUUCGCUUUGGUGCGGUCGCCAGAUGUCGCCAACAGCAAAGAUGAAGAUUACCACUGGCAACACAUCCAAAGUAGAGAAUUCAUCGAACAAGAAAGAUCCAAAGCCUCGCAAUCCAAUCUAAGCGUGGCCGAACUGUUGAGAUCGAUGAGAAACGAUCCCGAAAACGAGGCCGUCAUAGGACAAAUGACAAAACAGAAUAGCUUCGUGCAAACAAUCGAUGAUAUUAAGCUGCGGGCUACGAGCGAGCCAAGAAGCCAAUGGAGCCAGAAGGACAUCGAUAACUGGGUGACUAAUAUUAAAGAAUGCAGAGCAGAGGUAGAUCUUGUCGAUUUCCUUUCGGUGGCCUUCCGGGCGGUGCAGUUGCAAAUGAAUUGCCAAUUGCGCGACUCGCAGAUGCUUGCCAUUUUAAUGUUCGUGACGCCGAGCGAGAAACAAAGACUGCAACGCCGAAUGGCGCAAAUCUCCACGGGCGAGGGCAAAACGCUGAUUACCACCUUGCUGGUCAUCUAUCACGUGCUUUCCAACUGGUCGAACGGGAGACGCCUCGUCGACGUCAUCACCAGUUCACCGGUUCUAGCCGUGGACAACGUCAUCGAGAUGAAGAGGUUCUACGAAGUUUUCGGCGUCGGCGUGCAGAACAACUGCGACGCAACCUGCUCCGAUGACGAGGAGUUGCGCAGGAAGCGCUACAACACGGACGUCGUGUACGGUGACCUGUCCAGCUUCCAGCGCGACAUCCUCUUGAGUCGAUUCUUCUCCGAUCGCGACAUCACCUGCAACCGGGAAGCUGGAGCCGUCGUCGUCGACGAGGUAGACAGCAUGCUUUUGGAUAAAGGUGAAAACAUCUUGUACUUGUCGCACAAGAUACCCGAAAUGGACGACCUCGUUCAGGUGUUCGUCGAGAUAUGGCAUACCGUCCACGAUCCGUCGGUCGCUGCUGGAGACGAGAGAGCACAAGCCACUGUGUACGAGAGCGUAAAGGAACGCGUUGAGAACGGCGACAUCCGCGUUCCCAAGUGCCUCGAAUCCUUCGUCCUGCGCUACCUGCUGGUGUGGACGCGCAACGCGUUCCGAGCCAAGAAGGUGACCACCAAAGAUUCGUACAAAGUGGACGACGUCGGCGACGGCCGUGGACAGCAGAUCGUCAUCAUGGACAAGGAGACGGGUGUGGAACAAGUGCAAAUGCAAUGGUCGCACGGACUUCAUCAGUUUCUUCAGUUGAAGCACGCUCUGAAAUUGAGCCCCAUUUCGCUGAAGGCCGUUUUCAUGUCCAACGUGGGCUUCUUCGAGCAGCGCAAAAACGCCGCCCUGUACGGAAUGACGGGCACACUUGGCUCCACCGCCGAGUGCAAACUGUUGGGCGACGUGUUCCGCGUCGAUUUCUUCAAGAUGCCUCGUUUCCGGCGUCGCUUUUGCCUAGAAGAGGAUCACCUCUUAUCUCCCACGAGGAGCCAGUGGUUGGACAAUUUAGUAGGCGCAACCAAAGCCCAGGUGGAUGCGAAACGAGCCGUGCUGGUUGUAUGCGAGAAUAUUGCCUCGGCAGAAGCCGCCUACAAUAAGCUUUUGUUUGCGUAUAAACAAGAGGAUCAAAGUAAGAAAGGGAUGGAGGCCACAAUUGGCGUUAAUAUCAGCAAAUACGUCAGUUCGUUCGACAAAGGAUUCCAAAAGAAACAACACGACUCCUCUCUGGCUCCCGGCGACAUCAUCGUGGCCACCAAUCUGGCCGGCAGAGGAACCGAUUUCAAGAUCAACGAGCAACUCGCCAAGAAUGGCGGGUUGCACGUCAUCAUAGGAUACAUGCCGGCCAACGCUCGUAUCGAGGCGCAAAUCGAGGGACGAGUGGCUAGAGCUGGUCAGCCUGGAAGUUUCCAGUUUGUCGUGUGGGACCCGACCGUCAGUGUGUCCAAGUCGGACGUCGCCUCGGAGCUUUGCGGCUUGAAAGUGAGGCGCGACGACCGAGAAUGCCGUCGGCUGGAACAAAUUCGCACUCGCGGUCUGCAGAAGAUCUUCCUGGAAGAAGAACUGUUCAAGAAAUUUCACGAGGAGAUCUACAACGUGGCGAGGAAGAUGUUGCGUCAAAAUACCUCACCGGACGGCGAAUUGCAGUUGAAAUUUUUGACCAACAACUGGGCGCUCUGGUUGGAUGAUAACGCCGAUCACAUCGACAACAUUCACGUACGCAAAUCGGACACCGUCUACGCGAAUUUCAAGUCAUUUCAAACGAAAUGCCUCGCGUCGGCCGGUGAGUCAGCCGGUAGUUUUGCGCGGUUCGCAUCGACGCCAUCUGAGCUGAUGAUUCUUGGCGAUUUUUUUGAAAAGACGAAAGAAACUGAACAUAAAGCGAAUCAUUGCUACAUACAGGUUGUCAAGAAAGAGCCGGACGAUUGCCCAGGUGCGCUCAUCCGUCAAGCGAAGCUGAUUUUGCGCGAAGCGGGCAGCGUCGAGAAGAGAAAAGCGAAGCCACUGCUGAUCAGGGCGAGAACUUUGAUUGAAAACAAAAUCGGCCAGCUUUCCAUUUGUAACGAUUUGGUUAAGAAGACGUUGAAGACGCACGAAAAGUCCGGCAGCGUCAUGAUCAAUGAGAAUCGAUUCGAGGAACAGACAACCAAUUUGAUAAGUCUUUUACAGGUGCAUUUGACUGCCAUAGAUGACAUCUUGGGGCGGUCGGUUGUUGGCGCCCUGGCCAUGCAUUUUCCGAAGGAAGAAGAAAUGCAACACAUCUUAGCGCUAAUAACAGACGAGCUGAAACACAAAGGGCAUUGUAAGCCUUAUCGCUUGUCCAAAAGCGUGUCGGUGAGGUCGAUCGGUGUUGGCAAAGACAUGAGUGACGAUCACCAAACUGUUCUCUGGAUGGACUACGGUACAACGUCACAACAGAGACGGAUCCAUUGGCCAACGGAGAUGGCCCAGUACGAACGCGCCGUCGUUCAGCGCAUUGACGAAAGAAGAGACGCUCUGCGGCAAUCGUUCACCAAGUGCACGUUGACGGACGUGGUGGUCACCCAGAACCAGGUGUGGGAAGAGUUGGUCAAAGAAGGGUACGUAGUUCAGGAAAAGAUCAUCGACCAGGACGUUAUCCGUUGGGCGCAAUCGCAAAUUGAGGGUGAUUCUGCCGUCAAGGAUUUCCUCGAACGACUGCCAACAGAAUUGGACUGUUUGAAAACUGUUCUUGUGGAUUGGCUCAAGCGUCACGACGAAGAACCCUUCGACGAAGCCGUCACUCCGUUGAAGCUCGACAACGUCACUUUGAAGUCACUCGAGAGCUUCCUGAAGGAGAGCCAAAUCGUGAUUCACAUCAAUCAUAGGCAGGGCGUGCUCUCCAAAGAGAUAUCGUUCGAUCCGAACCGAACGAGCUCGCCCGUUGUAGGCCUGUCGGAACAGUUGACGAAAUUCGACCAUUUAAUAGCGAUGUGGAUACUACAAAGUUCAUCGGAAGAACUUGGAGAAAGUGCAUUUAAGAAGGUAGGCGAGACAGUAUCUCGUGAAGAGUUGCCGUGCCCGAAAGACUCGGAAGAAGGGGCCGAGAAAAUCUGGAAAUAUCUGUUGAGCGAAGGAGUCAUCAAAGAACCUAAAGUUGCCUUUAAGCCGGGACUGAACGCCAACAAGGAGGACAUCGAAAUCCGGAGGAAAGAAAUCACGAAAGUGGUUGAAUCAUUGGCCGGCGUUAAAGAAAUUUGCUGGAAGCACCGACCGCCACCGAAACCGGUGACCGAGCAUUCCGUUUACUACGAUGUCCCAAGUUAUUGGGCGGACAGCGCGUGGAAUACCGUUGGAAAUGCGUUCAACUACGUCAAUCCCUUCGGUGGCAAGAAAUCGGACGAUGCGAGCCAGGCUACCAAUGUUGACGAAUGGCUAACCGAGAAACAAAACAAACAACACCUGGAAGCCUACAAGAGGGACGUCGUUUCGGCUUUGUUCAGCAGCAUAGGCCAGUUAAAGACCAUUCCGAUGGUGAACACUACGCUCAAGCCGCUUUCCGACUAUUUCGUGUCGGACACGUCGAGGACGUAUCCAGCGGAGGAAAUGCAAAGUUUAGCCGGCAAAUCCUUUACAGGAGUCAUCAAGUUAGAGGCGCACAAAACUUGGUGGGACUACUGGGACAGGCGAGCUUUCUACGUAGCCAUGGCAGGCGUCGCCCAAAUCGCGUUAGGGGUGGCCUUAGCCACAAUGUCGGGCGGACUACUCGCAGUUGUCAGUAAAACUCUCAUCGCUGAAGGAGUGAGUGACAUUGGCUACGCAAUCCAGGCUGGGCUGACGGGUACUUUCUCCUGGGGAGGUUACUUGUCACACAAAAAAUGGAGCCUGGCCAUGUCUGUCGCCACAGCCGGGCUGGGUGCGUAUUUGACAAAAGGAGCGGCAGCUGGCCGUCUGGCUGCAAUGGGAUUCCAGGGCAAAGUGGGUUUGGCCCUCUGCUGGGCAGCAACCAAGAGAGCGCUGGCCAAGUGUGGUCAAGCUGUGCUGUCUACGAUGACUAGCAUGGGCGUCGAGAGGCUGUUGUCUUGGCUAAAAAAAUUCGUCAUCGAAAACGUUUUGACGCACGUGAAAUUCCUCAUCAGCAAGGCUCUGUGGUUUAUUUUCAACUCCCUAAGCAAUGCCCUCGAUCGGAUCUGGGCGCUGCUGCAAAAGAUGGGACGAAGCGUGGAUGAUGUGAAACAAGUGAUCGACGGCUACUUGGACAAAGCGAAAUCGUCAGAUCUUUACACGCUAUGGGGACGUCGCAUGGCUGGGCAGGCGACUUCGGUCGGAGGCGCCAUAGGACGUUGUUUCUCCGAGUCGCAAGACGUCUUGAAAGCGGAAGGCAAGAUUGAACUAUUUGAAGGGGAGAAAGCCGAGGGACUUGACGUCUUAAAAAAAUCAUUUAAAUUUGUGGGCUACACCGAAAAGGCGAUAAAGAUUGUCAAUUGGAUCAAGAACGGCACGGAGAUCUUGGGUCUCAUCACGUUCGCACCAGAAUACGUCAAGAACGUGGAGAGCUCCCUGUCUGAGGAAGCGAGAAAACUAGAAGCUGAAGAACAGGAGAAGGAAGCGACGCAACAAGCUCACCAAAACCAAGAGUCGAUCAACGAAGAAGAGAAAGAAGAAGACCAGCUAAAUGCCGAUGAAUCGGCCGAAACGACUCAUGCGACGUACAGUGUAGCGUCGACAACCACAGCCGAAUCCGAGACGAAAGUGUUCAACGAAUACAAACAGAAGGUGAAAGAAAGAAUAGAAGGCGACGUUGUCACCUACAUGGUGGAUAGUGUGACCAAGACAUGGGUGCAACCCUGGCUGCAGAGCAAAAUCGAGGGCCUCAUCGUAUCCGCAGGUCAGAAUGUGUUGGAGCGCAUUGGCAGUAUGUGGAAGGGAUCGCAAGGUGAUUCGAAAAUGGCCGACAAUCAAGCCGAAGAAAACGAGGCAUUGAACGACGAAGAGGCGAAAAAAGCUGAAAGUGAAAAGAAAGCCGCCGCUGCCAAGAAGGAACUUGAAGACUCGCUCGGGGAAGGAAACAGCCAGAAAGAGACGGAUGAAAAUGGAAACACUGUCGUUCAACCAAAGGAAUACAAAGAUGUUGUCACCAGUAUGGGUCAAGGCCAAGCCGCUGGUCUUCUGCAGAUGCAGAUGGUAGCGAAUGCAACUAAUUGCACGCUCGUAAUAAUUGACAAAACGGAAGAGAAGGAUUUCAAAAGCGACGACGGCCAAUUCAGCAUAACUCCGGAUGGAAAAUCUGAGAAAACCAUUCAACUCGUAUACACGAAGAACGAAGAUGGCACGAAGCAUGUUUCUCUCAUUGGUCCCGAUGGUAAAGAAAUGCAACUUCCGCCUUCUAUGAUGAAUGCGAACGGGACGCCAGUCCCCCGAACCGUUGUCUUUACGAGGCUGUCGCUGGUGCUCUGGGUAAGAAUGUGGACGAUCUCCUAUCGCAGGUGAAGGAGAAUGCACUCAACGAUAAAAUGUCGCAAUACCUGUACGAUCAGAAAGUAAACGAGGCCUUACCGCACAUGCGAGUUGGUCGGAAAUGCGAAGGUGAACGUGCUGAUCUGUUCCUCCUUGUAGACGAAAAUGGGAACGCUCGUCAUGUUUUAACUAGUAUAACAAAGAAAAAUCUGAAAGGCGGCAGUGAAGUUACUGACGCUGCGAGAAAAGAACUAAAAAGCGAUGAGGAAAGAGAGGAAGAUGACCAAUGUGGCCAUUUGAUAGCGUUUUUUCUCGGCGGUGGAGGUGGUAAAAAAAUGCACAAUGUGGUUAACAUGAACAGUUCGCUCAAUCAAGGCGCGUACAAAAAAUUAGAAAUGGAGUUGGCAAAAUUCUUGGAGGAAAAUGAGAACGCAAGAGUUGACGUAGAUAUCUCACUGAAUGAGGGGAUUACGAACGGUAACCUUAAGAGUCCGUUAAAUCUCCGGUUUUCCUGGCGUAUGUCCGUAAACGAUGAUGUCGUAUCUCACAGCAGUGUAUUCUUCGUGAACAAGGCCGAUUCCAAGACACACAAUGAAGUGGCAUAUAAAGAGAAGCCGCAGUACCAGGAUACACCUAUUCAUCGCGUCAAUAAUCCUGAAGGGGGAAAACCUCCCACAGCGGAAAUUGUUCAUUUUGACGGACGGCAAGAGUCCAUCCGUCCUGGCUUAACGCUGGCUCGCCCUGGCGACUACAAACCCGCGAUUCAAGAAAACGAACAACACAGAAGAAAUCAGAUUCUUGAAGUGAAUGAAGAGGAAGAUGUGCCAGUGAGGAGACAAGCGCAGAACUGAAAGUGCAAGAACACACCGCAGUACAAAUCCCAGUGAAGAAGACAAACCAAAGCAAAACAGCAGAAGUGAAAGACCCAGUGAAGACAAGAUUUUCAAACCGAAAGUGCAAUAACAGGUACAGUUUAAAAAAUGUCGGCUUGUAUUCAAGUUUGUGAGGGAUAAAACGGAAUAAGAAAACAAAAGCAAAAAACAAAUAUGUGAAAUGCAUAUCUAAGUUGAUAUCGAUAUUGCCUUGCUAAGAAAAGUAACAUGGCAUACAUUUCAUUUUCAUUAUUUGGGCAGUAGAAUAUGUUAUUUGGGGGGGAUGAAAUAAUCAUUCAUUUACAAAUGCUUAAUAAAAUUCAUUUUAUCAGUUGAACAUUUAAUAAUAGACAUGCAAUCAAAGCUACUUUGGGGAAACUUAAUCCUAGAAAUGUUCCCUUGUAUGCUCCCUUAUUAGUUAACAGAUGUUUAAGCACACAUUAAAAAAGCUUCAGCAUAGUGCAUUUACUUACAUAAUAGCCAAAUGAAUACUUCUGUUUUUUUGUUUUGUAUACCAAAUAAAGAUAAAAUCAUGAAA
Molecule: messenger RNA, 15308 nt
Organism: Daphnia magna
Lineage: Eukaryota; Metazoa; Arthropoda; Branchiopoda; Diplostraca; Daphniidae
Exons: 6
Coding region: 4635-13931 (3098 amino acids)
Biological process (GO): protein import; protein targeting
Cellular component (GO): membrane
Molecular function (GO): ABC-type protein transporter activity; ATP binding
Source: RefSeq, a predicted model, not a curated record